AUCAGUUGUGACGUUUGACGUCUAUAUGUGUUAACCAAGUUGUCUGAUAAAUUCUCAUAGGAAUGUUUUUCUAAUUAAUAAAUAUUUUUUUAAAUGGAGUGAUAUUCAUAUAUAUGCGACUGAUAUUCUCUGGUCAAAAUGAAUUAUAAUUCAAAUGCUGGUACACGAACCAGUUUUGGUCGUAAAGUCAAAAGAGUUAGUGAUGUGAAUGCAAUGGGAUAUACACCCUUCGAGGCGAACGUACCUCAACAACCAACUUAUGCAAAUAUGGGUCAAGAGCCCCAAAAUAUACCGCAGUACCCUCCGCAAGAUUAUGUGACUUCUCCCAUGAUGAGUCAGAAUGUAGAUGUGGGUCCUUCUGCACCACCAAAUGUUUUAUAUAAUAUGAAUAUGCCAUAUAUGGACAGUUCUCAAAGACCUAACUUAUCUGCUUUCAAACAACCAAUUGUACAAGACUUUGCCCUUCAAUAUGGUCAACAGUUGGCUAGUGUGGGAACAACUAUGAUACAAAAAGAAGUUGGAAGAUUUGUUCCUGUUGGAAAACUAAAAUACUAUUUUGCAGUUGAUACCAAAUAUGUGUUGAAAAAAUUAAUGCUUCUCUUAUUUCCAUUCACUCAUUCGAAUUGGUCAAUUAAAUAUGAACAAGAUGCACCAGUCCAACCUAGGUUUGAAAUAAAUGCGCCAGACCUGUAUAUUCCUAUGAUGGCUUAUAUUACAUAUAUAUUAAUUGCAGGACUUCUCUUAGGGACCCAACAGAGAUUUACAUUUGAACAAAUUGGAAUUCUUUCAUCCUCUGCUUUGGCUUGGUUUGUGGUUGAGUUGUGCGUUUAUUUAGGUACAUUGUAUAUAUCAAUGAUUCAAACUAAUCUUCGUACCUUAGAUCUUCUGGCAUAUAGUGGUUACAAGUUUGUUGGGAUGAUUUUUAGUGUACUCAUAAGUUUAUUUGGAGGAAAAACUGGUUAUUAUGUUUGUUUACUUUAUACAAACUUUGCCUUGGCUUUCUUUCUUAUUAGGUCAUUGAAAGCACAAGUUUUGUCAGAAGUUAGUACUCAAACUAGUUAUUAUGGGGAUCCAAGCCAACGAAUGGGCAAUAAAAGACGAUUGUACUUUCUUCUAUUUGUUGCUUUUACUCAACCAGUUUUAGCUUGGUGGCUCUCUUAUCAUUUGAUCAGUGGAGGUGUUAUAAAGAAAGAAUUAUAAAGCUUAUGAUAUUUGUAUGAAUUAUAAACUUGGAAUAACUUCUAUUUUUAUGUGAAAAACUAAUAAAUUUAAUCUUUAUCUUAA
Molecule: messenger RNA, 1284 nt
Organism: Harmonia axyridis
Lineage: Eukaryota; Metazoa; Arthropoda; Insecta; Coleoptera; Coccinellidae
Gene: Yif1
Product: protein YIF1B
Exons: 5
Coding region: 139-1200 (353 amino acids)
Biological process (GO): endoplasmic reticulum to Golgi vesicle-mediated transport
Cellular component (GO): Golgi membrane; COPII-coated ER to Golgi transport vesicle; endoplasmic reticulum membrane
Source: RefSeq, a predicted model, not a curated record